AAUUUAUAAUAAUAUUUUAAUAUAUUAUUUUAAUAGGUUGUAAAUAUUAAGUAGAUAGAAUUACAUUCACUUUUAUUAGUAAUAACUAACCUUUUUCUACAGUCAUUAUAAUAGUAUCCAUAAUAUAGUGCAUCGCGUACUAAGAUAUUUUAGUCUGUGUCGUACAAUAGUAAUAGUAUUUUCGAUGAUAACCGAAAUAAAUUACUUUGUACAUUUGUAAGAACACUUAAUAAGUUUUGAGGACGAAAUGACCAUAAAAUCACUUUGCUCGUUAAAUACUACAUGGUGCAGGAAAAUAUUUUUUUAUAAUAGAAUAUACAGGACUAACCAAACAACGAUCAAAUUAUACUGUACGAAUCCUAAACCAACGUGCAACAUUGGUACAAUUGGGCAUGUUGAUCACGGGAAAACUACACUGACAGCAGCCAUCACCAAGGUCCUUGAAAAGGAUGGUCUAUCACAAUUUGUAGCUUAUGAUGAAAUCGAUAAGGCUCCUGAAGAGAAAGCUAGAGGUAUAACUAUAAAUAUAGCACAUGUCGGUUAUGAAACUGCAAAGCGUAAAUACGCCCAUGUUGACUGCCCCGGCCAUGCUGAUUUUGUCAAGAACAUGAUCGUUGGAGCGUCUCAAAUAGACUGUGCUAUUUUGGUUGUGGCUGCUACAGAUGGUUCAAUGCCUCAAACUCGAGAACAUUUACUAUUGAUUAAACAAGUUGGAGUACAGCAUGUGGUAGUAUUCAUUAAUAAAUGUGACAUAACAGAAAAUGAUGUUAUUGAACUCGUUGAACUUGAGAUACGAGAACUAUUAACAGAUUUUGGUUUUAAAGGACAUGAAGUUCCAUGCAUUUUUGGCUCAGCACUUCUUGCAUUAAAUGGUGACACAUCCAAAUUAGGAGAACAGUCUGUACGAAAGUUAAUGGAUGUUAUUGACAAUGAAAUACCAACUCCAAAACGUGACUUUACUUCUCCUUUUCUAUUGCCUAUAGACAAUUGUUUACUAGUACCUGGUCGAGGAGCUGUUGUUAUAGGCACAUUAAAGAGAGGUACUGUUUGCAAAAAUGAUAAAGUCGAGUUAUUAGGGUUUGAUGAAAAGAAAAUAACGAGUGUUAGUGAUAUCCAUGUGUUUAAGAAUUCAGUAGCAAGUGCCAAAGCUGGAGAAAAUGUUGGUUUAUUAUUAAGGGGCCUAAAACCAAAAUUUGUGCGUAAGGGUAUGAUAUUGUGCCCUGUUAAUACUUUGACACUGAACAAUCAUUUUAAAGCAACAAUUUAUUUUCUUUUACGCUCAGAGGGUGGACGGUCAAAACCAAUCACGUCCAAUUAUCAACAACAACUAUUCAGCCAUACAUGGAACAUUUUUUGCAGAAUUGAUCUGGAUUCAUCAGUAUCCAUGGUAAUGCCUGGAGAACAUUCUGAGGUUAAAAUUACUUUAUUGAAUAAAAUGAUCAUGGAUAUUGGACAAUCAUUUACUGUACGAGAAAAUGGAAGAACAGUAGCUACUGGUAUUAUUAGUGAAAUUUUAUCAAAUGUAAAUGUAUCUAAAAAUAAUUUAAAUAAGGUGAAUGCAAUAGGUUAAUAAAAGUGAUACAAAAUGUAGCUUCUAUUUAUAUGUGUAAUUAUUAAUGUUUACCUAUAACAUAUAUUAUAUACAUAUACAAUUAUCAAAUUA
Molecule: messenger RNA, 1663 nt
Organism: Rhopalosiphum maidis (corn leaf aphid)
Lineage: Eukaryota; Metazoa; Arthropoda; Insecta; Hemiptera; Aphididae
Gene: mEFTu2
Product: elongation factor Tu
Exons: 4
Coding region: 248-1570 (440 amino acids)
Biological process (GO): mitochondrial translational elongation
Cellular component (GO): mitochondrion
Molecular function (GO): translation elongation factor activity; GTPase activity; GTP binding
Source: RefSeq, a predicted model, not a curated record